Molecule: messenger RNA, 828 nt
Organism: Nylanderia fulva
Lineage: Eukaryota; Metazoa; Arthropoda; Insecta; Hymenoptera; Formicidae
Gene: DCTN6-p27
Product: dynactin subunit 6
Biological process (GO): mitotic spindle organization
Cellular component (GO): dynactin complex
Molecular function (GO): dynein complex binding
Source: RefSeq, a predicted model, not a curated record
UGUAUCGAUGUAUCGAUAUCAAGCGUUACACACUUCACGUCUCCAGUACAAGCACAGAACUGUUGUUGAAGCAGUCAUCAAAUGGACGGGAAAACAACUUCUAAUAGUUCUUCGACCUAUCGCCGCGCCAACUUAAAAAUUGCACCUGGUGCAGUAGUGUGUGAUGAAAGUAUUUUGAAAGGAGACAUUACCAUUGGUGCAAAAUCUAUAAUCCAUCCUAGAGCAUGUAUUCUAGCGGAGGCUGGUCCCAUUAUAAUAGGAGAAGGCAAUAUAAUUGAAGAAAUGGCAACUAUAGCCAACAGAUCACCUCCUGAUGCUCCGGAAUCUGUAACAGUACCAGUGCAAAUAAUAGGAAACUACAAUGUCUUUGAAACUGAUUGCACAUGUGAAUCAUUUAAAGUUGGAGAUAACAAUAUUUUGGAAGCAAAAGCGCACGUUGGCCGAGAAAUCGAAUUAACCAAUGGAUGUGUAAUUGGAGCUGCAUGCUCUUUGACUGAACGAGAAAUUGUACCCGAAAAUAUGAUAGUAUAUGGAAGUCAAUGUCAACGUAGGGAAAUGAAUGACAAACCAUAUCCUCAGAUUGGACAGUUGGAUUUUUUGCUAAAAGUGCUCCCGAACUAUCAUCACUUUCGCAAAUCGAAUUUGAAGCCGAAGUCUGGGACUAAUAAUAUGUAAUUAAUCAAUUUUUUAUAUAUAAUAUAUAUAUUUAAUAUAAUAUAAAAUGAGAGAAUAACUUUCGCAUUAAUCGUAUUAUAUUUAUCAUACUUUAUGUUUGUGAUUAUUCAAAGGGAAUGAGAGAAAGAAACGAAUUAUAUGUAUAUAUUUAUU